AUGGUUUGGGGUGAUAUGCCUAAAUUAAAAGAUAACCACACUUCAUUGUAUUCUUCAACCAUGGAAGACCUGGAUGUGGAUCUUGACUCUGGACUAGAGGAAGAUGACAUUAAACAUGAGAGCCCUUAUGAAGAUUCCACAAUCUUUGUAGCUUUUAAAGGCAAUCUUGAUGAUGAUGACUUCAAACAGAAAUUGGACAUCAUUUUGAACAAUGUUCCUGGCCUUUUACACCUGGGUAUUUCACUCUUUUGUAUUUUUUUAGUGAAAGAUUGCUUAAUUAACUUUCAAAUAUUAGAUUUAGACAUGUAAAAUUGCAAUUCAUUUAUUUAAAGUUAAAUUGCUCUAGAAUAUUGCAGACUUUUUACUAGUUAUUUUUAGCGAAAAAUAUAUAUAUCCCACUCUUCUUCCUGAAGUGUACAGUGUACAUUUGAAUUGCUAGUUGAAAUGUCUUGUGUGAAGUAGCUCAGAGUUACUAUUACAUAUUGAUAUCAGUUAUUGUACUUGAGUAACCAUGUACAUUCUCUGUAGUAGGUCAACAAGUUUGUCUUCUUUUUUUCUCCUUUUAACAAGAAUCUGAAAAGUUAAAACUGAAGAAGGUGGAACCCUGGAACAGUGUACGUGUUACUUUCAAUAUUCCUCGUGAAGCAGCUGAGCGACUACGAUUGCUGGCUCAGAACAACAACCAACAACUUAGAGACUUGGGAAUCCUCUCAGUUCAAAUUGAAGGUAGCUGAAAAUACUUUUGCACUUGUUUCUGAACUGUAUAAGUAUACUUAAGAAACACAGUCUUUGAAAAAUAAAUAUUUCCACUAGCUUUUUGAGUACUAAAUAAUAGUAUACCUCACUGGCAUCCUGAUAUUCUGCCUCAGGGAUAGAAUACAUGUUACACUUUUGUAUCUGUACCCUUCAUGUGUGUACGCUUCUCCCAGCUGUUUCAGUUAGCAGCACAUGGCUCAUGAACUCUGGCCAUCAAAUAGGCAGCUUCUGUGCCCCUGCUCCAUGUCAUCUGUGGUUGCUAGAGAGUGUGGGUAAAACCUGCUAUAUAAGAACCAGAAUUCGUCUGAUAAAUGAUGUUAAAUGAUGGCAGCCUAUGACUUUUUACAUACUGCUUCUCAUUUUCACAUGCACUUGAAAAUGCCAGUCUGCUGGCAGAUCCAAAUUAUUAUUGCUUACAUUUUGCAUAUUUUCCCACUGCUUCAUUGAUAUGAAUGGUAAGAUGAAGCUGUACUUGAAUAACAGCUGCUUUGCUUUGGUAAUAUAAGAAUAUUUCUGCUUUUUAGCUGUCUUAUUCUUGGCUGCAAGGAAAGAAAAUCCUUGCACAGAAGAAAUACAUGCAUGGAUUGUUUUCUCCAUUUAAAAUGAAUAGGAAAACUCAACAUACAUAUCAUAGCAUCUACACCCACAAAAAUUGCUGGAUUGGAGCAACUAGAAGAAACAACCUUAUUUGUUUGUUUUUAAUUUAUUAAAUUUUUAUCCAACACUUCUUCCCAAAGGAGCCGAGGGUGGCAGAUGAACUCUCAAUAUUAAGCUUUCAAGUGACUUUUUAAGGAAAGCCAAGAAGUGUGCAAGCUCUAUUCCCUCUUAUUUGUUUGUUUUAAAUGCAUGUUGUUGAUCUGAAUCCAAUUUUUUCAAUUUUUUCAAUUUCAUGGUUCUGCAUGGGACAAUGUGGGACAAUGACAAUAAAGACAUCGUAUAUUGUAUAUACCACUUUUCAACAGCCCUUUUUAAAUGCUACUUUGUAGUUUCCUGCCCUGCCAUAUUGAAGCAAUAUUUAUGCUCUGUUAAUGAUUGCUUUCAGGUGAAGGUGCCAUCAAUUUGUCAUUGGCUCAAAACCGAGGCCAAGAUGUGAGGAUUAAUGGGCCUAUUGGACAAAACAACUCAGUACGAAUGGAGACAGGCUUUCCCAUACCAGGAAACCAAGGCAAGUUCAGUUUUUUAAAAGUUAGUGAUACGUUACUUUGUGAAAUAUGCAACUGUUCUUUCAUACAACUCCAAAGACUUUUCACUUCUUGAUUUUUCAUGUUUGUGGCAUGUUUUGGGUUUUUCUUGGGAACAUUUAUAGGCUGCUAACAAUUUAUUGCCAUGUGCAAAUUUUCUUACUAUAACUAAGUAUAGAAGAAUGGUUUUUUAAGCCUGUUUUAAUGUUUUAUCCUCUAAUACAGGCUUCAUCAACCUUGGCCCUCCAGAUGUUUUGAGACUACAAUUCCCAUCAUCCCUGACCACUGGUCCUGCUAGUUAGAGAUCAUGAGAGUUGUAGGCCAAAAACAUUUGGAAGGCCACGGUUGAGGAAGCCUCCUCUAAGAUUCUACAUGGCAGAUUUUCCAAAGUUCCCUUCAAGGAUAGAUGCUGUUCUUAUAACCAUUCAGAGAUAAUACAUAAUUUAACUUCUAAUGAGGAAGUUUUGUAAUCAGUGUUUAGAAGCCUGUGUAAGUGUCUUUUUGAGGGUCCUGAUUUUUAUUUAAAAACAGGAAUGUUUUUAAAUAGGGAAAGAGAAUGUCCCUUUGCUUGAGAAGAAAUCUGUUUGCACAAUGUCGGAUUUCACCCAUUGGAUUCAGUUAAAAAAGUAAAUAAUUUGGUUUUGUUUUGCCGCUGAUAAUAGUGAUAAUGACAAACACAAAAAGAAAGCUAAAUAAUAUGUAAAAUUCAAUGGAAAAAUUAAAAGUAGAGUCAGGAAGACAAAGCAGAUAAUAUAGACAAAGAAACACUUGUUAGGAGAUUUUUUUAUGAUACUAAUUUAACAAGCCAUGAAGAGAAAUUGAAGAAGACAAAGGGUCAGUAACCGUGGAUUUGUUGCUGUUUUUGGUUUGGUGCUUAUUGGUGUUCUGGAACAAGGUUGGCCAUGCUCCCUUUUUAGAGAAUAAUGAAGGCCAUACAUAUCUUAACAUAUGUAUUUGAUACUCUUAUUUGUAAUGUGUUCCUAUUUGUAUGAUCUAGCAUUCAUAUUUUAUUUUUUUAUCAUUACAUUUCUAUUGUGCCCUUCCAAGGAGUUCAGUGUGGCAUACAUUGUUCCCCCACCCCCAUAUUAUUUUCACAACAACCCUUUGAGAAAGUGAUUGGCACAAGGUUACCUAUCAAGCUACAUGGCAGCAUAGGGAUUUGAACACUGGUCUCCCAGCUUCUGUUCCAAGCCUCUGGCCCCUACAACACACUAGAUAUCUACAAUGUGGUUUCCUUUAGCAAUUCAUUCUCCUUUAUCGAUCCACAUUGGAGUGGCUUUUGCCACAGAGACAACAGUUUUGUUAGAAUUUCUGCUUUCUUGCAUAUAUAUUCAAAACUCGAAUAUACCACAAAUAAAUAUACCACACAAAAACUUCAAAAUUUCAGUGCAGGAUUUGAAGCUUUUCUCAUUCUGUGCAAUGCUGUACUUUGCAAUUUGACAAUUUGCUUCUUUGCACAAUGAAAAAUAUGGUUAUGUUUCUAGGGUUAAUAAGAAUAAACAAUCCUGCAACUGUGAUGAUGCAGCAAAGUGGGAAUGUAUCAUCAUCUAUGAUGACAAGUGCAGCUAACACAGAGUUGCAACCUAGAACACCUUGUCCAACAUCUCAGUCAGGUAAUCAGCUUAGAUCUUACUUGGAUAAAUAUAUCUGGAGAAAUGUGAAUUUGUGUUUUAUUUCCCCUGGCUUCUGCUUAUUAAUCUGGAAACGCAUUCUAUAAUAUUUACCCAAGCUCUUAACUAGUUCUUUGCAUGGAAUGAGCUGCACUUUUUAAAUAUUCAAAUAUUAUUGCAGAUUUCAUGUUGUUGUUGCCUAGUCCCCAUUUCACAAAAAUAUGUGAAGUGUGGUAAAAAAUUAUUGAGAAAUAUCCUGAGCUGCGUGUGUGCGCACGUGUGUGUGUGUGUGUGUGUGUGUGUGUGCUUGCUUGUGAGGGACAGAAAGAGAAUGCUUGUUUCUCUGAAUAUUACUAGACUAACUACAGACAAUAUUUCUUUUUCUUCUCCAUUUCUUUUUAUAGAUUCAGUGGAUCCACUUUUGUCAGGGCUAGCCAUCCAACAGCAAAAUCAUCCAUCUGGAUCUGUAGUGCCUCAGCUCCAUUCAGUACAGCCAGUUUCUGUUAAUAGGCAAAUAAACCCAGCCAACUUUCAGCAGAUGCAACCACAGCAACAAUUACAGCCACGCCCUCCUCAACAGCACCAGCAACCACAACAGGGUAUUCGUCCUUCGUUCACAACCCCAACUCAGGUUCCAGUUUCUCCUGGUUGGAACCAGGUGCCUUCUGGAAUAGUUCAGCCUCCUCCGUCGCAAGGCGCAAUGGGCACAUUGACAGUUAACCAGGGCUGGAAAAAGGGCCCUUUGCCUGGACAAAUGCAGCAGCAACUCCAAGUCAGACCAUCUUUGGCAACGGUACAAACACCCUCCCAUCCUCCACCCCCAUACCCUUUUGGAAGCCAACAAGCUUCUCAGGCACACACAAACUUUCCUCAGAUGAACAACUCUGGCCAAUUUACUGCUCCUCAGAUGAAGAAUCUUCAGGGAGGGCCUUCACGGGUCCCUACACCACUACAACAACCCCACCUGACCAACAAAUCUCCUGCCUCCUCUCCCUCCUCUUUUCAGCAAGGAUCUCCCGCAUCUUCCCCAACAGUUAACCAAGCACAGCAGCAGAUGGGACCAAGGCCUCCCCAGAAUAAUACUCUCCCCCAGGGGUUCCAACAGCCUAUUAAUUCUCCUAGCCGCAAUCCUAUGGUACAGCAGGGGAAUGUACCUCCAAACUUCAUGGUAAUGCAACAGCAAAACCAGGGUCCACAGGGCUUACAUCCCGGGCUAGGAGGUAAGUAAUCAUUUUAUUGCAAAAUAUUUGUUCCUAGACUUUAUAGCAAAUUAAUAAGUUACCUAUGAACACUGAAUUAAUAUGCAACACCAUGUGAAUUUCCUGUUGAUAUAUUAAAGAAUUGAACUGCUGAAUAAUUUUUGUCAUUGUUUUUCCUGGACAGGUUGCACAUGUUUAUAUGUUUUGUAUGUUGCCUUGCUAUUACUAUAAAAGCAUAAGAGUUGGAAGAAAUAUCACCUUGCCCAAACCAGUGCUUUGAGACAGAAUACUGUAAAUCUCUAUUGCUUUCCUAACAGGCCAUGUUUUGCUUGAAAUCUUCCAAGGGAGGAGAUACCGCAGCAUUCUAAAGCCGAUUGUACAGUUGCUGAAAUAAUUUCAUAAAUGGGAACUUUCCCUGACAGUUUGAUUUUAAAUCUCUUGUAAUGUAAAUCCAUUGCUCAUGUAUCCUUAAUUAAUAAUUAGUAAUAAACAAUUACUCAGUAGAAGAGUUUGAUUAUCAUUUCUGGGUUAAUAAGCUGAGAUAUGUAGCGUUUUGGCUGUGUAUGCAGCCGCUUUACUCCUCCCUUCAUACUGAGAGCAAACAAACCAGGAAAUUUUUUGUUAACUAGUUUUCUGUUUCAAAUGAACAUGCUAGGAUAUUUAGCCCUGGGCUUAAUUUUGACACAAUAUCCUAGCUUGUUCUAAAGUUGUUAACCAUAAUUUCCCAAUUUGGACAAAAUGGAAAAAUAGUCUGUUGAAGUCUUUCUGGUUUAUUUUCUUGCUCAUGCCUAAGGGUGCACGUGUAGUUAAAAAGCUUGUUAUUAAGCAGUGAUAUGAUUGUUCAAACAUGGUUAUUCUUUCUCUGAUAGUGAAAAACAUUAUUAUCAUUUCUAAUCUUUUUUUUCUAGGUUGGGCAAACAAGCCUCUCAUUACUUGACAUAGUCAUUGAGUCCAUAGUCAGUUUAUUUUUAUAUAUCACAAUUUUCACAGAUUUGUGCUUAGAGUGGUUUGCCGAAAAUCAGUCGGAAUGCAAUAAUACAAUAAUUACAAUAUAUAACUAAAAUUACAAUAUUCCUAUUGUGUUUCAACAGUUAAUUUAUUAAAAUUUAUCAAAUUAAAUUAAAUUAGCACAAAGUUUACUAACUAAACUUUUACUAAAUAAUAUUCCAUAGAAUCUCUAAAGCUAAUACAGUCAUACCUCAUGUUGCGUCCGCUUCAGGUUACGUCUUUUCAAGUUGCGUCCCGUGGCAACCCGGAAGUACCGGAAUGGUUACUUCCAAGUUUCGCCACUCACGCAUGUGCAGAAGCGCUAAAUCGCACGCUUCUGGAUACAAACGCUUCGAGUUGCGGAUGUGCCUCCAGGACAGAUUAUGUCCACAAGUCGCGGUUCCACUGUAAUAGUAGUAACUAUUAACACCCUUAUCCAAAAAAGCCUUUGCAUACAUAGAGUCAAAAGACAAGACCACCCCACUCCAUUUCUUCUGGCUGCUGCUCACUUAUUAAGGCUGCUGGAGCUGGAGGGUGGAACAUAGCCCCCCCCCCCAUUUUUCCUGCUUUAUUAUCCUCUUAACUGUAUCAUGAUAAGAAUAUAUUAAUCAAUGUUAAUAUACAAUGCAAUUAAUAAACAAAGUUAUUUUUCUGUCCAGGAAUGCCCAAGCGUCUCCCACCUGGCUUUCCUGCAGGACAGGCAAAUCAGAACUUCAUGCAAAGUCAGGUGCCUUCUACAGCACCAGGGACACCUGCAAAUAGUGGAACACCCCAAUUGCAAACAAGUCAGAGUGUGCAGCACACAGGUCUGGUAGCUGAAUUUUAAUAGAUUAUUGGUCUGCUUUUCUCAUUUAUGGAAGCUCACUCUAAAUGACAAUACAGUGUUGUAUCCAGCGGUGGUUUAGGAGUAGCUGAACUGCUGCUCCUAGUACAAAGUGACACACUCAGUUUUUGCCAAUCCCCCAUACUAAUUAUAGCACUUUAUGCCAUAUUCAAUCUUGAGUGGCCCCUAACCUUCAAGGGAUUUUUUUGGGGCGUGGUAGUGGGGAACAUAGGAGGGAUUGGUGAAAAUCUGGUGCCUUACCUUGUGCAAGCACAAAGCCAUCAUUAGAGACAAUCCACAUUACUUGGCAAAUGAUGUAUUUUCAAUAGUAGUAAUUUUUAUAUGUGUAGAAACGUGACUGCUGUGUUAAAUGACACAGAACUGUCAACAUCAAAAGUUGGGUUUAUCUGAAAGGAUAGUGCAAUGAAUUUAGUGCCAUUUUGAAAAAUUGCCUUCUUCUGUUUGCUGUUGUGGAGACAGUAAACAGCUGUCUUAGGUAAAGUAGGUGCAAUAGAGGCCUUGGGUUUAGAGAGAGAAACACUGGGAAGACCAAUUAAAACCUUUCACCCUUUUGUAAAAAAUAUUUUGUUCAUAGACAAUGCCCUGGAAACAUUAUAAAACCCUAUUUGCCUUUCAGUAAAAGAUUCUAAAUAUGACUCUGUUGAAUAAUAUAUUAUGCUGUUAACUUCUGUUUGCUUUGCCCCCCUGUUCUAGCCCACCACUGAUCUGUUACCUCUUUCUUUUGCAUGUUCUGAUCAUGUAUGAUUGGCAGAAAUGCUGUUAGAGAAUAAUUCUUAGGAUUUCCAACAUUCACAAAUACUUUCAGACCAUGUUUUAAAUAUUGGAAUUUUGAUAGUACAGUAUUGUAAAUGUUAAACACAGAGAAAAUUUUCUGGACUAGUUUAUUAAUUUACAUGCUCUUAUACCAAUUCAGUUUACAAUUGUCUAACCUGAACUAUUAAAAUUUUUAAGGUGGUCAAGGAAAUGGUCCUCCUCAGAAUCAGAUGCAAGUUCAACAUGGCCCAUCAAAUAUGAUGCAGACCAACUUAAUGGGUCUUCAUGGAAAUAUGAACAACCAGCAGACAGGUACCAGUGGAGUUCCACAAGUUAAUAUGGGCAACAUGCAGGGACAGCCUCCACAAGGACCACAAUCUCAGCUAAUGGGGAUGCACCAACAAAUAGUGUCCUCCCAAGGACAGAUGGUGAACAUUCAGCCUCAGGGAUCUCUAAAUCCUCAAAACCAGAUGAUACUUUCUCGAGCUCAGCUCAUGCCACAGGGCCAGAUGAUGGUAGCAUCUCAGAACCAAAAUCUUGGUCCAUCACAGCAAAGGAUGACACCACCCAAGCAGAUGAUUCCCCAGCAAGGCCAACAGAUGAUGGCUGCACAUAAUCAGAUGAUGGGACCGCAAGGCCAGGUGUUGCUGCAGCAAAAUUCAAUGAUGGAGCAGAUGAUGACCAAUCAGAUGCAAGGAAAUAAGCAGCCGUUCGGUGCUCAAAGCCAGUCCAAUGUUAUGACGGGGCCAGCUCAAAUAAUGAGAGGACCAACCCCCAAUAUGCAGGGAAACAUGGUGCAAUUCACAGGACAGAUGAUGGCCCAGCAAGGCCCUGUGAACAGCAACCCUUCUCAGGUUAUGGGGAUUCAAGGACAAGUUCUGAGACCCACAGGAACUAACCCUCACAUGUCUCAGCAACUGGGUGAUACCACCACUACUACAAACAGUGAUGUGAACUUGACACAAAUGCUACCUGAUGUUUCUAUGCAACAAGGAAACAUGGUGCCUCCUCACUUGCAAGGGAUGCAGGGAAACAACAAUACACCAGGGAGCCAUUUUGCUGGGCAUGGGAUGCCCUUUAGUACUCCUUUUAGUGGAGCUCAAAAUGGGAAUCAGAUUUCCUGUGGACAAAACCCAGGUUUUCCUGUCAACAAGGAUGUCACAAUAACAAGCCCUUUGUUGGUAAACUUGCUGCAAAGUGAUAUAUCUGCAGGACAUUUUGGUGUGAACAGCAAACCGAACAAUCAAAAUGCCAAUAAACCCAAGAAGAAGAAACCUCCAAGGAAGAAGAAAAAUAAUCAGCAAGUAGAACAAAUUAAGUAGGUUUAACAUUUUUGUUUCCUACACAACUGAACCAAGUUUGUUUCUAUUUCAGUUGAACAUAAGGUUUGCAUUUGCUAGCAGUUCUUUUAAGUAAAUACUUUUAAUUCACAAAGCAAUGCCAGUUUUGCAAUUUACACCUCCAUCCCAUGCAGAAAUAAAGAGAAGAUAAUUAAAGAAGUAACUUUACCAACAAUUCAUUCUGUGUUUGUGUUAGUUGUUAAGUUAGAACCCCAAGUGUUGUCACUCUUCAGGUGAAAACUCUUUUUUUAAAAAUAGGGCUGAUGUAGAAGUAACUCAGAAAAGCAGCACCAGAAAGAAACCUCAGUGACAGGUUUUUAGUUGAAUUAUAGGCACAAUAAAUGAUUGAAGAGCGCUUUCAGACAUGCUACUACAUAGUGUGCUUGUCACCGCUGAGGCUUUCAGUGCAGUCUACAGAAUGAUGAGAAAUCAGGGCUGGCUAUAGGAAGAGGAGUUUUUUGUAUGGGGCUGUGCCUAUGGACAUUGCUGCCAAAAUGCCCCAGACACAAUUGGAUCACAGCCAGCUAGUACUCUCUCUUAACUUUGCUCCCACUCCUCUUUCCUUAAGUGCACAUACCAGCUCUCCUUUCCCCGUCACUUACCAUGGUGUUUCACACCAUUUUUGCAGGCCAGAAAAUAUGCUUGUAUUGAUAAAUAGUAUACUAUUUCCUUGUCUAUUUGACCUGGAAAAAAAUUGCCAGACCAGGCCACAUGAAAGCCACACUGCUAAUGGGAAGGAGGCCUUGAGCCUUGCCUACCACUUGAUGACACUUGCUGGAUCAUAGAUCGGACAAAUGACUGAUGUCCUGUUACUACAUUAGGUAGAACUAUAUAAAAACUAAGUGUCUAGACUGUAACACAAAUAAUAAAACCUCAUUUUCACAAUUGGUUACAUAACACUAACAUGUUCAUGAGUGGAUUUGUUCAGUGGAGACAGUAUUCCAGUAUUAGAGUAAUUCCUACAACAAAAUGCUCAUUCCAUACAAUGUGUUGAAUUGUAUGGUAGCUGUCCCAGAAAUAUUCUACUUACAGUAGGCCAUAGGGCAUUUAAGUGGGUCUCAGGAUUGUGCUACCUGCCUCUGCACAAAGGAGUGAAUUUGUGAGUCAGGAUUUUCACAAAUUUCCUAAUUUCAACAGCAUUUUUCCUCAUAAAAGGAGCAGGAGAAAGUGGGGAUCAAGUUUAUGUCUGUAUCUGUGGAUGCCCUGGUCACAUGAUUUCCUGCGUGCAGUGUUUAGUAGGCCACAGUUCCAUAGUUCACUUUUCUACCUUAUUACAUGUAAUGAAAAAUGUUGUGAUAGAAAGUAUCAGUCAUUAAAAAUUGAGAACAUACAUUUAGAUUUUCAGAAUAUAAUAAUAGAUUGCAGUGUAUAGCUUUUCAUUAUAACACAUUAAUAGGAAAAGACACAAUUAUAAGAAAAGAUACUAUUUUCUGAAUUCUGUUGUUGUUAUGACUUGGGGGGAAAAGCAAGGUUGCCUGUUUUUAUAAAUGGGUGAUGGUCACAUGGCUUUUUCAUGGGUGGCAGAGAAAUGCACAGCAUCAAUCUUUAAAUGUAUCUUUUAAGUCCACAAGGCCACAUGGACCUCUGAGAUUUUGACCAUAGUCAAACAGUCAAGCCUUCCCCAACUUUGUACUCUACAACUGUUUUGGACUACAGCUGCCAUUAGUCCAAGCCAGCAUAGUCUGUAAGCCAAAACAGUCGAAAGGGCCUUGGUUGGGGUAGGCUAGCUUAGUCUGUUGCAAUACAGGCAAUGAAUACAGCCGUUCAUGUGAUCAAAGCACUGUUGUCUGCUGUCUGACUUUUAAGUUGACUGUGGCUUUUACAAACUUCUGUCGCCUUCAGACUCCUUCAAAAACACCCUAACACUCAGCAACUUCCAGUGUUUGAAGUGCUUUGUGUAUUGCUAAACCUUGGCGCACUUGUAAGAUACACUAGUAUUAUUGCUCUUACUGUGCAAACUGUGGGGCAAACAAUGAGAAAUUAGGUACUUGACCAAGACGGGUCCCCAGCUAUGUGAUGUCAGUACAACUUAAACUUCCAAAUAGAUUACAAAUAUUUUUCAAGUUAGCCUCUAGUGUAGGUUGUGUUUAGUUGGGGGUCAAGAAAGGGAAUAAGCUGAAGAACAUGGAGGGGAGAGCUGUCUUUGUUGUGCAAAGAGCUUGAUUUUGUAAAGUUUCCUUAUGCAACUAAUGACGUUCCUGACAUUUAUUCUCUGUAGCUUUUGAAAAGAGAGUCUAAAGUCAGUGAUGUGUUAAACUUAGUGGCUUGUAUUGUAUUGUGUAGUAUGGUUUAGGUAGUAGUAGGCCUUUCUAAACCUUAUAGCACUGGAAGGAAUCAUUGCUUUCUCAAGAAUGACAUCACAAGAACAAUAUAAGUUGCCCUUCUUACAUAGCUGUGUUAAAAUAUCACUCAGAGACCUCUGUAUGCAUUUCCCAUAUCCCCUAUCAGUCCCUUCUGCUUAAUCACAGAAUGCAAACUUGCAGCUCAUGUUCCUUGACGGAAUAGGAGCACAGCAGAAGAAGAUACUUAAGGCAGGGGUGAGGAACCUUCAGUCCACAGGCCAAUCUCAGUAUUUUAUGGGUAUCACUGCACUCAAGAAAAACCCCAGUCACAGAUGAGCUGCAAAAGCAGGUUUUUUAGUCACUAAAGAUAUGAAAGGUAUGCAUAGGCCUCCUAUUUCAUGUAGCAGUCUAGCGUAGGUGAGUGCCAAUGUGAAAGCACUGGAUCAAGCUUAUAGUAAACAAUACGAAAAUUGUGUAGUUUUAAUAUCCUGUUGCUAAUUGCUAAUACGCUGUGCUAAUGAAAUUAGCGUAGCAUAUAUGUAACAGUCAUGUAAGUUCUUUCUCUCUGGGUGGAAAUACAAAAGUAGCUUAUCAAGCUUUUUCACUCCUUUAGGAAACUUGUUUGAAGCAGAACAUAGCAAAACAGUUAUCUGGAGGGAAUUGAUUAGCAGUUUGUAGAUUCUGAGACAAAAGGAAAAUCUGGUACAAGUAAUUGAGAUUAUUAAAAUAACUUGAUAAAGAGCAAUAAUCUGUGGCAGGCAUCAGAGAUAUUAUGUUGUUGGAGGUAAAGAAGUACAGUUGAUGGAGUAAGAAACUUCCAGAGUGAUUUCUCCUUUCAGUUGAGACUUCUGUGCAGUUCAUUUAUUGAUUAAUAUGCAUUAAACCAAGAAACCCAUCCCCUUAUAACUGAUUGUUAACAUUCUGGGUCUCCUGAUUCUGCUUUCUUAUUUCACUGGUACACUGGAAUUUUUGAUAUAUCAUGAGAGCAUUAGAACAUAUAUUUGUGGGUGUUAACAGCUGUAGUGCUUUGCGCCUCUCUCUGCAAACUGGUAAUGGCAACAGUAGAUGACAUUGCUUGCUAAAGCUUAUUGGAUAGGUUUGCUUUUGUAGAUGCACAAAUGUUUCCCUGAAAUAAGCAAGUUUGACAACAUUUUAACAUUUAUCUCAGAGGUUGUAUGCUGCCCUUUCAACAUAAGCAUAAUCAGAAUGAGAAAACAGUCAGAGGUCUCUUUUCCGAGUUUUUAAGAUAAGCAUGUUUGUUUGUUUAUUAGAUAUAUAUCCUGUUCUUCCCCUAAAAGGAGCCUUCAAGUAUUCUGGAUUGGAGAGGGUAGCACAGUGACUAUUAGUGGCAAAAAAAUAUAGCUGUUUGGGGAAAGAAAUUUCUCCCACCACCACUGUACCUGCUUCAGAUGAAAUACUAUAAAAUAAAUAAAUAUAACACUCACACUUGAAGCGAAGUAAAACAUUACUGAAAAAAAUAAGCAAGCAAGUUGCUCUACAUUCUAUUACCACACAUUUAUAUAGGCACACACAGCCUCUACUUCCAGCCAUGCAGCUUACACCUACUCUCCUAAUGGGUUUCAGUCCAGAAUUGGUUCUACUGCUUCUGGGAACAAUGGCUGAGAGGGAGACAACAGAGAAUCGGAGAGUGACCCCAACAAGAUCUGAGCAACGAAAGAAGAGGUCAUAAACUUGAAUAAAGUUAAAUUUUCACACUUUGUUCUGAAUUUAAUUUGAUCCCCUCCCCCCCAAAAAACCCCUGGAAUUCAUUGGCAAUGAUUUUGGUGGUGGCAGAAAAAAAGAUUGUGUGGAUACAGGUGAAAGCUAGAGCAUUUGUAUAAAGCUGUUGACAAUUUCCAGUUCCUAAUACUUUCCACACUUAAAUAUACCUGAACAGAAGAUAGCACAUUCACUGGAGUUCUUACCAUACACAGAAUUGAGAUUAAAUUAGUUUUAAAGUUAAAAAACCUAUUUUGAAGCAUAUGAUCCCUUUUUUGAUUUUAUUUGUUUAAUGUUUCCUAAGAAGUCAAUAGUGUGUUUUAGAUUGUGGAGGAAAACUACCAGAACAAAACUUUUCCAUUUGGUCAGAAACCUGGCUGCGAUUUCUACUACGGGAAACAUGGUGCAGAUAUAUACAUAGGUAAAUGUAAAGUGAAAGUGCCCUAUCCCCACCCCGCUGGCCAACUUUCUGUUUGGUGAGUAUGGCAGAAGUGAAAAAAAAUAUCACUAGAGGAAAGUGAAAGAGUAAGAGAGAGAAUAUCUCAACCAGUAUGUUUCAGUGUAUGAUGACAGUUGAUAUAGGAUGGUGUGCAUGUGAAGAAACUAAUUUUACUAGCAAAUACAGCACACCCACUUCUAAUUCUGCACCCUUCUCCCUUUUCAGCCUGCUUAGGAUUUCUUCAGCAAAAAAAAUGUUAGCCGAAGAGUUUUAUGGAGGCACUAACUUUUUACUAACUCUUCCUCCCUCCUGACUUCGGAAGAGAAAAUUAUGGACAUACCCUGUCUUCUAGACCUUUUCUAUCCCUGUCCUUUUGGCAAUCCAUAGAAUCAAAGGACUUUCUGCCACUUUUUUUUUAAAGCAACCUCAAACCCAGCAAGGUUAAGUUUCAGUAAGAUCACAUGGCUAUGUACUGAUUAGGCAUGUCUUCUUUCGUUUUUUAAGCAAAUCCUAAGCCAUGACCAAAAAUGUCCGAUGUAUAGCCCACUAAUAAUGAAAGGAGAAUGCAUUUACCGGUAUGUAUUACUGAGUAAAACAAUGAAUGGAGAUGGUAAGAGAUAGAACAGUAGAGCAGGUUUGAUGUCCAGAUUUAACCACAAAUAAGUUGAAAACACAACUGGAAUUUUGCAAGUGUGUGAUUUUAGGACUCUGACAGAGUAUAGAAAUCCAUGGGUAAAAAACCUAGAGUUCAUUAAAGGUAUAGGGUUAUAGCCAUUCAUGAAACAGACUUCCAUGUGUUCAACAGAACUUCCCCUUGCUUUCCUGCAGCCCCUUGUACACCCUCAAAAUCUGAUUCAAUGGCUUAGGGGACCAUGUGGAGCAGAUUUAGGAUGUGCAUGUGGGGAGAGGAAGGAGAAGUCCCAUUGUGUGAGCAAAAAAAUUUCUUGAGCAUUGUUAGACACAACCCAUAAGGAUUAGGGCAGAUUAAAUGUGAAAAAGCAAGGAACAUUGUCCAGCACAGUAGCCUUAAAGAUAUGGGGUGAUACUCAACUAUUUUUUUCAUUCAGAGUUGAUUCAUUGAAACUAAACCAUGACUAAAUUAGGUGUAUUAAUGUCAAACUCUGCAUAAACGUGAGUGAAUGCCAGCCCCAGUGUGAUGCAAAGUUGCAAAGAGUACUGAGACUCAGUUUUCAGAGGGCACAUGCUUGACAGCCAUGUGGAAUUUGGACAGGUGAGCACUGCAGUUAAUGUUAGGACAAGGAAUUUGGGGAAGACAAAACAAAAUAUCCAUUGGGUGACAUCUAACAUCACUCACAUGACAGCAUGUCUGCUUCCCCAUGGCUCUGCAUUCCCAUGUGUUCUGGAAGGUCUCUCAAUCCUCAAAUAAAUAUUGGGGGAGCGUGGUGCCAAGUGCGAGAGGCAGGAGAGCAAAAAAGUCCUCUUGCACAAGUGCAAGUCUCUUGUGCUGAGAGAUUGGCACCCAUUGCUUGCUUUUAAAUCUAACAACACCUUAAAACAUCUCAUGUUUGUAUUGUGCUUUGUUUGCUUCUGGAAAUGAUAUGUGAAUAAGCAUUAAAAAAAACUAAUAGAUUGCAGCAGGAGUUUUCGCAAGUGAAAGUAUUACUUCAUCAGAGGCAUGAUGAAGAAACACUUGCUCCCAACAGCUUAUAAAAUAUUGUGAUGAUGCAAUAUAAGAGCCUCUCUUUUGGUGUAGUAAGGCUGUUUAUAAUCUCUGCUACAGCAGACUAAUAUGGUUAGUCUCCUGGAACCUUCCUUUGAGACAAAUACUUUAUUUUGUUCAGGUUUAAACUUGGAAGAUACUAUAUCCAAUAAAUUCAUGUAGAACUGGCAGAACAUUUCUGUUACAUUUAUUAAUGCAUGGAUAGCCUACGUGGUACUCAUUUUGGACUGCAACAAUUGGCUAAGGCUGAUAGGUGUUUUAGCCCACAACAUCUAGUGGUCACUGCAUUUGCUAGCCCUGGAUUAUCCCAUGUUUCAGAAUUGUCUACUGAGCAUUCAUUCUGAUUUGUUUGCAGGGAGCAGGGUCGACCCACCCAUGAGAUGAGGUGAAGCAGUUGCCUCAGGCAGCAGUUCUGACCUCCAAGGAGCGUGCCGCUGCAGUGUGCCACCACCUAUUCCUCUCCAGCCUCCUUUUACUCCCCCACUGCAUUCAGCGUAGGGGGUGGCAGAGGAGGAGGAAGAGCCAGGUGGCAUAUUCAGUUUUGCCUCAAGGAGCAAAACAUCCUGGGCCAGCCCAGGUAGGGAGGUUAGAUACUGUUAUGUCAAGCAAAUCUUAUCGCGCAAUUCCCAGUGCAUUUUCCCAUCACUUUCCUUAUUGCAAAAAGUUCAGUUUUGGGGGUGAGAAAGCAGGUUUGUUGUGCAAGAACAACAUAUCCACUUUAAUUUUGCAACCUAAAUUUCCUAGUCAGUAUGUGAUUGAAAAUAGUGGCACUCUGGAAGAAUCCGUGGUGGAUAUGGAAAUGGGGCAGAUUUCUGUGCAAUUGUGUUUGUAUGUCACAGAAUGUCUGAUAACUCUGUUCAUUCUCAGUGGGGUUCAGCUGGUUUUCCUUUUGAAACCACUUCCUCUUGGUCCCUCCACAUGCCUUGGGGUAGUCAUUUAUGUGGAAUUUUGGGGCUAGUAUCAAGUAGGGAUUUCAGUGCUAAUCUCUACCACUGAUUUCCAAGGUUGCAGGAGUAUAAAAGACAUAGAGUAUAUGCCACUCUUAGUAAUUGUGUUUACCCUAGAAAUGCUCAGCAUUUUUCUUGCUAUAACAAAUUUCCUGGUUUUCCCCCCACUUUUUUUCUAUUUUGCAUGAAAUGAGGAGGGAAGUUGUCCAUAGAGAUAAGACUUCUCAAUUGUAACUUCCCUGGGUAACUUCUUUAUCCAAUUUCCUAGUUCUAAAGCAGAGCUACAAAGGAUGUAGAAAGUUGGGGAUACAUGAGCUAGCUCUCUUAAUAGACGCGCUAAAAGUGAAAUUUACAGAAUGCUUGUAACGUGUAACAUCCCUGUUGCCACAUCAAAGGGCUUGUGAUCAGUUUGCGGAGAGGCAGGGCUCAACAGCAGCUGUUUUAUUUGCAGAGAAAUAGGCAGUGAUUAGAGUGAACAGGAAAUUUGGUGGUGAGAGGUGGGGAAUUCUCAGGCCUCACCCUUCCCCUGGAACAAAGGCUAUAUCAGUGGUUCUGUCUCACUGCCUUUUAAAGUCUAAUUGGGAAAAACUAAUCAUGUCCUAUGCAGGCCAUAUCACACUGGGUCGGAAACUGUAUUGCUGUAGCGUACAAGGUAGGAGAUGGCUGGCUUACAGUGAUUCUGUUGUGUGUAUUGUUACUUCACUCCCAAAUCUAAAAAUAACAGCUUCAUAUGUGGUGAAUGGCCUUCAAAGGGAAGAUCCACAGCUCAGUGGAUAGAGCUUGUGUUUUUUCAAGGUGCCAGGUCUAUUAUCUUUAUCUGACAUCUCUUAAAAGCAGCUUUCUCUAACCUUGAGUCCCCAUAUGUUUAACUAAAUGCCUGUCAAAUCCAGUCAGCGUUGCCAAGGGGCAGAGACGAUUGGAAUGGUAGUCCCAACAUCAUCUAGGGACCCAAGGAUUGCUUAAAGCUAUCUUAAAUUCUCAUGGGUUGCAGAACUGGAAAACACCAAACAUUUCUGCCUGAAACUGGACAGCUGCUGGCUUCAUAGGCAAUAUUAGCCGAGAUGGACCAUUUUCUGAUUCAAGACUGACUAAACUUGGUGAUUCUAGUCCAGAGUCUGCUUCAGUCAUAUUUGAUAACCAAAUAUUUUUAUCAUUGUCAUUUGUCUCAUGAUGGAAGGUUCUUAAAGAUAACCAGCUUUCAGUAAUUCUAAUUUGAAGUGGUAUCAGCCUCCCUGCUUCACCUGAGCGACUAUGGCUGCAAUCCUAAACACAUUUACCAGGGGUUAAGCACCAUUGAACAUGUUGGAAGUUGCUUCUGAAUAAACUUGAGCAGGCUUUUGCCAUAUUCUGCAUUACAUUUUUUGUGCUUUGGCCUGAAAAUGGGAGACACAGUUGAGGCUUGAGGGGAAUCCUGAGCAAAGGUUGCUACAAGGUAGAUAAAGAGUCCUUUUUGCUUCUUACCUGAUAUAAGUAUUUUGAGAUCUAGGGCUGAAAAAUAACUCUGCCUUAAACUAAUGAACAAAAUAAGCAGUGACCUUGGUUGUUAAUACUACUUGUGUCCGGAGGUGGUUGUAUGUUACACCAGCAACAUAUUUAGGGCGCUGCAGGUGACUCCUCUACACAGGACACUGAGGCGAGGUGGCACUUGAGUUCCCACUAUGUGUAGUGCACUUGAGAACAUGCACAGAAUGGAAGGAAAGAGUGGGGAAGGCACCAAAUAAAUAUUCAGCCAAAGUCCGCCCCUCGUUACACACAGCUGGCUAUAAUAUCAAAAGUAUGGUAUAAGAGAAAUGCCAUGAAUGUGCUGUACUUCCCCCAUUGUAUAAUGUAAUGAAUUUCAGCUUGCUUGCUUUUCUUUAAAAAAUAACUCAAACUGCAUUAGUCAUACACAUUUCUGUCUUUAGUGCUUCAGAACCACGCCCGGCAGGCCUUGAAGAGUCAGAUCAGCCACCAUUACCAGGAGAGCAAGGUAUAAAUUUGGAUAACACUGGACAUAAGCUUUCGGACUUCACAAACAGGCCACCAGGUGAUGAACAUGUUUUCAUUAUUUUUAAUGUACUCUUUAUAUACAAUAUUAUCAUUUACUGUGCUUCACUCAUUGCUUAUUAAGACUGAACCUAAAUUUGGUAUUCCUACUACUUGUAGGUACACUGACAGGGACUGCAUCACGUCUUAGUUAAUUGGGUCCAUGUAGCAUACCUUCACCCACUUCAAACUUAUUUUAUUGUUUUUUUCAACAAAACAAACAUUACAUUGUUAUCCAGUAUCACAACUUCAUUCCAUAUUUGCCAUAACUAGACAAUACAAAAGAGGCCAGUUUUAGUGACAUCUUGCAGAUUUUUGAUAAAAGAAUGUUUCUAUUUAUCUCUAUAGGCUACCCAGCCCAGCCAAUGGAACAAAGAGCUCUUCAGCAAAUACCUCCUCAGCUUUUGCAGCAUGGACAACAGCAGCAGCAGCAGCAGCAGCAGCAGCCACCCACACCUCAACAGACACAGUCUCAGCAGCAACAGAUGAUGAUGAUGCUCAUGAUGCAGCAAGACCCUAAAUCUGUCAGGCUUCCUGUUUCCCAAGGUGUCCAUCAACCUAGAGGCCCUCUGAAUGUAGACUCACAAAGAAUGUCAAUGCAGCAGGGGGGCAACAUGUCGGUGAUGGUUAAUCUUCAAGGUCCUGGUUCAGUGCCUCAAUCUCCUGACAAGCAAAGGAUCCCAAUGCCAAACAACCAGCCUCUUGUGAACAGUGCACGAAAGAUGGUUUACCCAGAUAAUGCACAGAAUCCAACCAGCUCUCCACUGGGAGAAGUUUCAUCAGUGCCCUCUGUUUCAGAAGGAAAUGGGCCUGAAGUCCCUUUAGCAUCUGGGCCUCAAAAUAAUAUAGCACCCCACUUAGUAGUUUCACAAAACCAGUUAAUGAUGGCAGGGCCAAAACCUGGACCUUCUCCAAUGUCAGCUCCUCAAGGUACAAGCCCUCAGCAGCAGUCUAAUUCUCUUACUGGCCCUCACCCGCAUCAUUUUCAGAAUGUUCCUACCACAUCACAAACAUCGAGACCCAAAACUCCAAACAGGGCAAGUCCGAGACCAUACUAUCCACAGACUCCCAAUAACCGUCCACCAAGCACAGAGCCAUCAGAAAUAAGUUUGUCUCCAGAGAGGCUCAAUGCUUCUAUUGCAGGCCUCUUUCCUCCUCAGAUUAAUAUUCCUUUGCCUCCCAGGCCCCAUCUUAAUAGAGGAUUUGAUCAGCAGGGUCUUAAUCCAACCACUUUGAAGGCUAUUGGGCAAGCACCCUCAAAUCUUGCAAUGAAUAGCCAAUCAAGUUUUGUUUCACCACAAGCACAUAAGUUGGACUCCAUGGCUAUUAAUUCAGGAAAGCAAACCAAUGCUUGUGGGGCAAAGCGAGCCAGUCCAAGUAACAGCAGAAGGUCCAGUCCUGGAUCCAGUAGGAAAACAACACCAAGCCCUGGGAGGCAGAACUCAAAAGCAACCAAGUUAGGUUUGACAUCUCAGCAGAAUCCAGGGCUCAUGCAAAACAUAGAUUUACAAAGAAGUAUGAUGGUCGGUCCAGCCUCUUUGCAAAUGCCUACGCCUGGAAGUUUUCAGAAUAAUGGUAUGAUAGCUGCCCAGAAUCCUGCAAUCCCUGUAUCAGUCAUGAGUGGUAUUCCUGAGGAUAAUAAAGAUGGCUUUAGCGCCCCCCAAGAGAGUGUGUGCCAGAAUAUGCAGGUUGCCCCAGUGAACAAAGAUCAGCGCAACAUUGAGCUGAAAGGCGUUCCCAGCCAAGAAAUUAAAAUACUGGUCCAUGAAGAGCAACAGAAGAGGGAGGUCCCUCCUAUAGAAUCCAACAAGCUUCCCAGUCUGGAAGAAAACAAGAAUCUUAUCUCUCCAGCUAUGCGGGAGGCACCAACAUCCUUAAGUCAACUUCUUGACAAUUCUGGGGCUCCUAAUGUUACCAUUAAACCUCCUGGUCUCCCUAGCCUUGAAGUGCCUCCACCAGUGACUUAUGCAGAUGAAUUCAAAAAGAUUGCUGCCAUUCCUCCUCCCCAACAGGAGCCUCCUUCUAGUAAAGACUCUGUCUGUUCCCUAAGUUUACCUGCAAAUUCUGAAGCCUGUUCAACUCAAGUGCAACAAGAUCUGGGUGACAUAAAUUCAAGUGUUUCCCAGAAUAUUUCUCCAGUAAUACAGAGGCCUGUUAGCUCUGCUUCUAUUUCUACAUCACUCCCACCCAAUCAGAUAACAGUAUUUGUAACUUCCAACCCUAUUACAUCAUCAUCUAACACGCCUGCAUCAUUGCCCUCUCAUCUACAGUCUACAUUAAUGCCUGCUGUCGUCACCAUGCCUAGUGUUGGCAAUAAAGUUAUUGCUUCUGAAGGACAAACAACAGUUCAGUCCAAUGCUCGGCCUCAGUUCAUUACGCCAGUUUUUAUAAAUUCAUCCUCAAUAAUUCAGGUUAUGAAAGGAUCCCAGCCAAGUACAAUUCCUGCAACCCCAAUGACUUCUAAUUCUAAUUUAAUACCACAGUCUGUUGCAGUUGUUGGCCCUUUGCAUUUGUCCCAGAAUAUAAAAUUCUCAUCAGGGCCUGCUCCUCCUUGCUCGUCUUCUAAUACUCCUAUCUCAAGUAUACCAACAAGUCGGCCAGUGGUUAUUAAUUCAUUGCCAUCUCCUAUUCAGCUUCCUUCUCCCUCAUUAAUGGCUCCUUCAAGCACUUCUCCGCAUCCUUCCAUUCAGCAAGUCAAAGAUUUCAACCCAGAGGAGUUAAGUUCUCAGACGUCAACAUCUGAUUCAAAUGCUGAAGCAACCUCACAGCCUGGAGCUGUGGUCUCUCCAUCUGGUGAUCAGAGCCCUGGAUCUUCCGUCAACAGACGAAGUCCAGUUUCAUCUACAAAGGGAAAAGGGAAGGUGGACAGAAUUGGUCAGUUUUUGCUGACCAAAGCAUGCAAGAAAGUCACAGACUCAGUUGACAAAGGGGAUGAUCAAUACGGUGUGGAAGGAGAAGUGGAAGGUCAAGGACAAGACAUUUCAAUCAUCAACAGUCUGGAAAUGGAACAGUUACCAGUAGAACUAGAAGACAAUAUGGUGGCCUCUCCGGGUCCCACUCUUCUGAAACAAAGCACUUCCGGAACUGGCCAUUUAAGUGCUAGUACUACUGCCGCUGUUUCUGCCUCUGUAUCUCUAAGCUUACCAGGUAGCACUCCUUCCACUAACGUUCUUUCAGUUGUAACCACUCCAGUGAUCUCUGACAUCCUAACCACAAUUCCAAGCACUAAUGGUAACACCUGCAGUUUACCUGCGGAGCAGGUUGGGAUUGGACCAGAAGAUGAAAAAACAGAAGACCAUCAUGAAUCGCCACAGAAUAAGGGUAUGUACUCAUAAACAUAUUGGGCUGUUAUUCCAUUCACUCUGUCGCCAAGAAUCCAAUUCUGCAAAUAUGAAUUAAGGAUGGGUCAUGGUGACAAGGAGGGAGUUGUGUGUGGGCAUGUGUGUGUGUGUGUGUGUGUGUGUGUGUUGAGGCCUAGAACAGUAGAACUGGAACAACUAGAAGAAGGAAUCUCUUACAAUAAGCUUUGUUUCUCAAGUUAAUGUAACAAUACAAUAUUUAAACCUUGCUUUAAAAAGCAUUUUAGUCAAAGUAUUGCAAAUCCCUCUGAUCAAAGAUUGAGCGUUAGUAAUGAUAGCAGUGCAAUAACAUUUGAAUAACGUAUUGAACAACACUAUUCAAAUGAUGAAUUCUGUUCUAGAGUGUAAUCUGAGAGCCUUCCAAAUUUAUUGCUUCUGCAGCAUAGUGGAAAGAUCUUUAUAUAAUGCCUCUGACUCCUCUGGUUUCUCACUUGUCUCAGGUUCAUUUGUCCUCUGUAACAAGUAAAAUAAUGUGAUGUGUAUUUGAAAAUACAUACCUCUGAUGAACAAAGUAACAUAUGAAGAAAGCUAAUCCAAAUGUUCCAUAGAUACUGGGGAUAUUGGAAAUGUCUGCUUUUAUACUAAAUUUUGUAAAUAAACCGAACACUAUAAUAAUGGAUCAAAGUGAAAUCAGUGCAUAGAAUUGGCAUUCCAUAGCAUCCAUGUUUAUACAAUAGUUUUUUCCCCAUUGCUUAAACAAGAUACUAAGAAGGCCUUAAAUGCUUUGAGGGGGGGGAUUUUGUUUUAUUGUUUUCAGAUACUUUUGUCUCCUUGACUUAUUGGGCUAUCAAUGAUAUACCUUUAGUUUUCUGCUUAGCAUAGGGUUUUCCACUUUGGGGACAUUCAUAUCUUGCAGUGUGAUACAGAACAGUCUGUAUUUUCCAGAUAUUUGUAUUCCUUGUUUGUAUUUCUUAAGACUGAAAAGUGCAUUGGUAGCUUCUUAUCUAUCUUGUUUCAGCCUCUUUAUCCCAGACUCCAAUUGCAACACCAGAAAGUAGUGUUCAAAGAACAGGUAUGUUUUCCCUUAGACUAAAUAGCAUAUAUGUUUAUAGGGAAAUAUAUGUGCGCAUAAAACUCUUCCCUGUAUUUUAUGUUACCUGCAAGAUGGAGUUUUAAUUUAUAUUGAAAGAAAUACUGUAUGUAGUCACAGUAUUACACUGAAGAGUUCAAAAAUAAUGUAUCACAUGGACACUGUUUUGACACUGGUCAGAGCAAAGGGAGUGUACUGCAAUAGUUUGCAGCUGUAUUAGUUUUGGAUUGUUUAUGCACAAAUUAUUUUAAAAUGAGCAAUAAAUUUAGGAGUUAUGGGGAUGAGAUUAGAAGCAGUUUAUCACAAGGUAAAGAAAAACCUGAAUUAAGUUGGUUAUGUCUGCUGUUUGGGGUGAGGAGUGAUAGGCAUUCUGUUUUUCAGAGGAUGAUCUGGGGAGCACUAUCUGAUCUCAUCUCAAGUGAUCAAGCUCCAUAAUAAAACUGGCAGCAUCUAGCAAUAUGGACGUUGCAGUUAUACUCCAAAUUCAAAGCUAAAUGUAACAGUGAUAAAACAUUACAAGUUGAAAGCAUGCUUUCUUUUCUUUAAAAGUAGGUAAAUGUAUUCUAGUGAACCGUCAGCUUAACACACAUUUAACUAGUGCACAUUCAGCUUUAAGUGUGGGGCAAAAAUAAAAAAUAAAAACAUCAGGAAGGGGGUGGGGUUUCAGGAAAAAUGACUUUGGCAGUCCCACCUCCCCUUGAACCCAAUGGGUUUUGACUAUACUAUACAUUAUUUUGGCUUUAGGUAUGAUCCCUGGAACGUAACCCCUGCAUAAGUUGCAGGCUUACUGUACUACACUUUGAUUAAAAGUUGACAGGGUUGCACUUCAUCUGAUCUCUGCUUAGUUUAUAGCACUUACUUAGACAGGGAAUGGGAGUUGGUAGGGGCAGAAGUGUUGUAAAGAUGAUCUGGUGAAUUGUGCAUAUCAGGCCCAUUAAAGUCUGAAGUGACCUCCAUUUCCUUAGAUCAAGAAUUAUGUGAUACAUGAUGAGGCUACUAAUAUCUACUUAGAUUUUUCAUGAUGAAAUAUUGCUAGUAUUAUACCUAUCACUUAUUCUCAGAGUAGCAGUUAGAUUUCUUAAUGAUACCCAUUUUCUUUUCUUUUCUUUUCUAUAUGCUUCAGCAGUAGAGUAACCCCUCCAUUUAUCUGUUUCAGAACUGGAAGCAAAUUCUGCAAUUAUUUCUGGCCUGGUUACGUAAGUAAUUCACUAUGGAAUGAUAGUAAAGGAGAAGUAAUUUCUGUUCUUGGUUUAUGUAGAAAUGUGUAUUACAUAACUUUAAAGUGUUCUGUAAUUUCUUUCUCCUUGGCCUUGUAGAAAUCUGUCUAACACAGAGGAAAAGUGCAAACUGGUGGCUGAUUCCUGCAAAGACUUGCAUGUGAACCUAAUUUAGCAUCCUGCAUUUAUUUCAAUUAGUGACAUAGGUUAGGGCUCCUAUGAAAGCAAUAAUGUUUCUUCCCAGGGUGUGCUAAUUGUAUCCAACGUUAGUCCUACGCAGAGCAGAUCCAUUCAUGUUAAUAAGCAUGCCUUUCUUAGGUUCAUUAAUUUCAGUAGGUCUACGAGUAAAAUUUAGCUAGAUAGAACCCAUUCUGUUAAAUAGCCUAACACUCAUAAUUAUACCUUUCAGUCAAAUGUACUGAACUAUACAGUCUUCCCCUAGACUGGAACAAACCAUCUAGGACUAAGGGCUGAACGUUCCCCCUUUGGUUCUUUUCUCAAAAGACCAAAAUACAUCUUGCCUGGCUUUUCUGUGGCUUUUCUGUGGCAAGGGUAUUUUGCUUCCAAAUAAUGAUACUUGUCAUCCCUUCAUUUUAAAGAGGAAUGUAAUUUCUGGAUACCAGUCCUAGCACUGUGUUCCAUAUGUUCAAAUGACCGGACCUAUGUUUUUAUUUAUAAAAGUAGCUCUGUUCUUGGUUCCUUGUAUUGUCACCUACUAAUAUUUCUCGAAGCAUACAAAGCAAGAAACUUUAGUGCUGAUGUUGCAAGGCUAUCUUCCUGUUUUUCUUGUAGCAUGAAUUGUAUGUAAAUACGCAGCUCUUGUAUCAUUUUUAUCAGAAAUGAGCCGAAGGAGAGCUGCGAAAAGGCUAAAACUCCGAGCAGAAGAAAUUCAAGGACGGAGGAAUCUUCAGCAGUGCAGGAGACUGUAGAGAAUGGGCAGCGCAAGAGAUCCUCCAGACCAGCAUCGGCAUCCAGCACUGCAAAAGGUAAGAUGCUCAGUUUUUUCACCCAGUAUGUUCCCUUUGGCUUAGAGUUAAUUUAAUGAGGUGUCAAAAUUAUAGAACUAGGAAUGAAAAGGAAACAAUUUUAUUGCAUCCAGUUUUAUAGUUUUUUUUACUUUCUCUUUUCCAUUCUGAAGGUCUUCUAAAAUAUUAUAUGCAGUGCCCAUUAACACAGCAAAUAGCUUGAAAAGUCACUUUGCAAAUCUUAAAUAGAUGGAAUAUUUAAGGAUUAGAAGAUAUUUUCACUCUAAAAUAUGAAAGGCAGAAGACAAAACCUUGUCUCUCUCUGCAAAAUUGGUUUUGCAGAUGAAUGAAUUUACUUAUAUUGUUCAUGCUUGUCUGUAGACAUCAGUAUACAUGAAAGCAAACUGUGCUGUUGCAUCAGGUGUUCCUCAGCCUGGUGCCCUCCAGACAGGGCCGGUCCACCUGUGAGGCAAGGUGUAAGACCAUUUUCUGAGAACUUAGCAGACUGACUGGACAAACCUUAAAACAGAAAAUAUUAGUAUGGUUAAUACAGCAUGAUCCCCUUCUCCCUCUAGUUUAUUUUUUAUUUGUUUAAUUAAUAAUCUUCCAAACUGCUUUCACCCCCCAACAGAAACAAAUGCAAGUGUUAUGCAGUCAAAAAGAAGAAAAUCCAAAUGA
Podarcis lilfordi (Lilford's wall lizard) is the source of this 25012-nucleotide messenger RNA. NCBI's taxonomy places the organism in Eukaryota, Metazoa, Chordata, Lepidosauria, Squamata, Lacertidae. The record is from the annotation of a GenBank genome assembly.